Molecule: messenger RNA, 9751 nt
Organism: Prinia subflava (tawny-flanked prinia)
Lineage: Eukaryota; Metazoa; Chordata; Aves; Passeriformes; Cisticolidae
Product: histone H2B 5-like
Exons: 2
Coding region: 274-654 (126 amino acids)
Cellular component (GO): nucleosome
Molecular function (GO): DNA binding; structural constituent of chromatin; protein heterodimerization activity
Source: RefSeq, a predicted model, not a curated record
GCGGGCUAUGGGCGGUGCGGCACGGCCCGGGCCGCAGCGGCGGCGGCGCACAGCGAGGCGCCCCGCCGGUCGCAGCCUGGUCGGGACCGGAGGCGGGUCCCGGUCCCGCGGCCCACCCGGCGCGGCGCCCGCCGGACCCGCGCGGAGCGGCAGCGAGCGGUCCCCCGGCCCCGCCGGGCGCACCUGCCCCGCGGCCACGCCGGCGCCUGGAGCUCGCCCGCGGAGGAGUCCAGACGCCCAGCAGCUCCAAGACGCAGCAAAAGAGCUCUCAGGAUGCCAGAACCAGCAAAAUCAACCUCAGCCCCCAAAAAGGGCUCCAAGAAAGCCGUGACGAAGACCCAGAAGAAGGGUGAUAAAAAGCGUCACAAAAGCAGGAAAGAGAGCUACUCCAUCUAUGUCUACAAGGUGCUGAAGCAGGUCCAUCCUGACACGGGCAUCUCCUCCAAGGCCAUGGGCAUCAUGAACUCCUUCGUCAAUGACAUCUUUGAGCGCAUUGCUGGAGAGGCCUCCCGCCUGGCGCACUACAACAAGCGCUCCACCAUCACGUCCCGGGAGAUCCAGACGGCCGUGCGCCUGCUGCUCCCGGGGGAGCUGGCCAAGCACGCCGUCUCCGAGGGCACCAAGGCUGUCACCAAGUACACCAGCUCCAAGUAGCCAGACAGCCCCUCUGCCAUGGGACCAUCGAGCAGCGGGGCCUCCACACAAGCACAGGUAGGCAGCCAUGGUCUGGAUGAACGGUCACAACUAUUACCCACAGCAAUCCGCAGCCUGGGGAUGGGCGUGAGAAGCUGCCCAAAGGAAGAGGAGACAGCAGGCUGGAUGUCAGCUGAUUUGCAUGAUCUGUUCAGGAUGUGGAAAGGAUUUGUCGAGGCUGGUAGUGGAGGCCCCUGCUUUCACAUCUCAUUCAAAGAACUGACCAACCAUAGUAUAUCCAGUCUCCUCUGUGCUUGGCAAACAUUCAUGGUGGGCACGGGGAGGGGGCGCUGGCAGCAGCAGCACAGAGACACCAUCACUGAAGUCUUCCUGUUUGACUGCUUUCUCACAGUCAUCUGAUAUGGGUACUGAGGAGUCAGCGCUGCAUCCUGUCUCUCAGAGCCUCAGUCCCUCCUGGUGUGCAGUGGCUCAGCCCACCCUGUGCUGGCAGAAGUGGCAUCAACAGCUACCAGGCACAUAUUGAUUCAACAGCUAUCUGUGCUUGACAGCCUGUUUUAAAGAGCAAGCCUGGCAGGCAGGCAGUUGCCCACGUUGAUGGCAAGCACUAAUCCUCCUCCUUUCUCCUGAUGGAUGAGCCAUGGAGCAGGAUGAGGGUGCCGGCACUGGAGCUGCCCACUGCCUCCCACCUUGUGCUGAGGUGGAGGGAUGGACAAAGUGGGAUGUUGGGAAUGGGUCUCUAUCUUUCCUGGCUGCUGCUUUGCCUGCCUUAGGACUUGCUUUGGCAUGCAAGACAUUGCUAAUUCUGCUGCUUUUCAGAGACUUUUCUUGCCUUGAUGCUGCCUGGCUGCUCCCUUCCACUGUAAGUGUGGGCACACUGGGGUGGUGCCCAUGGGGGUCCCCUCUCCUGUGAGCAAUAGGGUGGUGCAGGACAAACAGCACAGACGUUUUGGGCAUGGACUGAGGAUUUGGGAAGGCAUCUGAUGUGGGAGCAGAGGUGGUUAGUGCAUUUUGAGGGGUGGGAGGAAGCUGGCUCCCCGCAGAGAUCGGUGCUAGCAGCUCACCUGGCCCUGCCACCCCUAAAUCAUUCAGCAGUUAGAAAGCAAAGACAAAAUUGGAGGCUGGGUGGAUAUAUAGGGAUACUUGCCUGCAUUCCAGGUAUUUGAAAGAUUAAAUAGUUUUAAACUACUUCAGAUACUCCCCAUAUCUUUUCAGAGUCCACAGUAAGGUGAGCAAUAAUAAAAUCAUGAUAAAGCCAUAGAGGUUAAGGGAGGAAUGUCUUGGUUACAGGUUUAUCUUGCCCAGACUGGUGGAUAGCAGAAGGGCCUGUGUAGAACUGCUGUGAAGUUGAAGCUUCCUACUCAAAACACAAAAUUAUCCAACAUUUAAAAAAAAUCAAAGUCUCUGGUAGGCAGUAACACUCAAAUAAAAAUAUUCAUGUCUAAAAUAACAACAGCUUUCUGCAACUUACUCUGUAAAUAAAAGGAGCAGCAAAGAAAUAGGAUCCAGACCUAAGUGGAGAUUCUCCCUAAGCUUCAAGACCUUGUUUUUAAUUAAAAGGUAAACUCAUAUCCCAAAAUAGCAGCCAUGCAGUACAUUUCUAUCUUUCCCCUGUGUUUACCUCUGUCCUGUUUCUUCACACUUUUAGAGUGAUUGGGACCUUUGACAAAUUUAUGUUGCUUUUGGAGCUGUAGGACUCUGCAGUUCCAGAAGAUUCGCAUUGCAAUCAUUUUUCCAGUUGGUCUGAGGGAAGGACUGCAUAGCCCUGCUCAGAAACCUGAGAGCAGCCUGGGGUCUCCUGUGGUCUCUGUGCAAGAGUGAAGGUCAAUUUGUUUAUGGGCUGCUCCCACAGCCCUGCUUUGGGCGUGAUCACCACACACUUGAAAAGGGGCUUUCCUCCCACGCUCUGCACAGCAGUACCACAGAGCUGUGUUUCAUAGCCUAAUGCCAGCAGGAAUCUCUGCUCAAAGCUCUCAGAAAGAACAAACCCCAGCACCCACAAGAAGCAGCUCCCAGCAGCAGCACAUGUAUUCAGUAUCAGUAGCAUGGGUAACCUGGGCCUCUUGGCCAGGACACUUUGCCAUGACAGCUUAGUAUUUCCUUUUGUUUCCAAUCAAAUAAUCAAAAUCAGACACCAAAGAUUAACCUGUACCUGCAGAGGGCCUAGAGCCACCAUCCUUGAUGCCUCUGCCACAAGGAAUGGAGGCGGUGGAUGAUGCACACUGGGGGACUGUUGGGAAUGAAGGGCUGAAUGGCAGUGCUGGAGCUUUCUUCUUCUGUCUCUGUGAGCUGCAGGUCAGAAUUCAUCCCCUCGGGGAGUCCUCUUGAAGGCAGAAAUUCAGAUUGGAAUGAACCCACUCCAGUCCAAGCAGUGUGUUUGAGCCAGGACACAUCUCCCAGGAUUACCUGGCACAGCCUCUAAACUCUCCCUCUUUUGCACAGAGCAGAGUCCCACUUUAGUCUCCAAGACUGCAAGAAAUCAAGAAAAUAAAAUUAAGUAUUGACCCUCCAGGGUCUCCUGGGGAGCUCAGGGAGCCAAGAACGAGGCUGGACACUUAGACAAGAGCUGCUCACUCCAUACUCAUACUCAGAGUAUUGAUCCCAUUUUUUCUUCCAUUGUUGUCAUUCUCCAUUUUUGGAGAUUGUUUCAGAAAGAGGAGAACCACUGAUUUAAAGCUAAAAAUAUACUUGAAAUCUUAAAGAAGAUUUUUAUAUUGUCUAAAGCCAAGUGACUGAGACUGAUCUUGUCCAUGCAUUUAUAGUUUAGGCUGUCCUUUUAUGCACUAUUUGCUCCUCACUGUCCAUUUGUUUUUUGGUUUUUUUCACUUCCUCCUGAUGAUAUGAAGCACAGGAUUGAGGAACUGAUCCAUAUUAAAACAAACCUUUUUUUUUUUUUUCCUUUCUUUCAAGCUUUGUUUUAAUCCUGUUCUGGUGGCUCCUCUGUUUUGUCACUGUUGUACAGACAUUUGUGCCAGCAAAGGGAAGGGAUGAUCCAGGAAAGAUAAGGCUGGUAAUGAACUAGGACUGACACAGAAAGCAUUUGAGAAGUUAAUAUACAGGACACCGUCCACAGCAGUUAAAUGGGAAUUAGUUUGAAUGUUGAGCUUGGGCUAAGCCUUAAUAUUGGAAGCAAUAGAAGGUGGUCUAAAAGUUUAAGGAUUGAGUGUCCACUAAGUAAUCUGAGGUGUGACAUACUUCACAGUUUCCUGGUAAGGAGGCUUGCUGCAGAAGAUUCUGCACUGCAGGAUCUGUGCUUUUAAAGAAUACAUAUUUCCAGCUCUGGAAUAGAGAAAAUGUUUUGAAACUGAAAAUAAUAUACCAAGCCCCACUGUCCCUACCUCAUUCCUGCUGCAGUCCCAGAAGCAUCUGUGGUCCAUGCCUGUGUUUUGCCAGGCAAAUUUAAAAAAAUUAACUACAGAUUGAAAGUUGGAAAGAAAGAUGAAAAAGGUAAUACAGCCUUGAUAUUAACCUCUUAUUAACCCCAAGGAUAUCACUGCACUGAGUUAUUUAUUUUCAUGUACAAAUUAAAAGAGAAAACAAGCUAUUCUAGAUCUUCUGAUUUUCCACCCUACUUCCCUGGAAGGGCCUAAAGUCCAUCUGCCUCUCACAACAGAGUUCAGCCUAUGGAAGAACUGAGUGGCCACCUGCAGGGAGGCUUGCUCCUGCUCAGGACAGACAGGUUUUUAGUCAAGCAUGGGGAAAACGAGCAGAAACAAACUGGAGGACAAGUGCCUGUCCUGGACAGACACAACUGUGGGUCCCUCAAAGGGACACUAAAGAGUCCUGCCCAGUGGAGUUGUGUGGCCUCUGCACAGCCCUGAGCAUUUGUUCCAUUGUAGCAUUUCCUGACGGUUUACAUCCAGAUCAAGUUGUUUACAGGGAAAGGAAGAAUGGGAACUGAAUAGUAAAAAUCACGUACUGACAGAAUUUGGCGAGUUUCCUGGGACCACCACCUGGGGAGCAAUCUUUCAUGCUUACUCCAUGCAUGAUAUCUUGUGGGCUUAUGUACAAAGAGUUUUUCUGACAAUAAGUGUUACAUCAAGUAUGAUCCAUGUUGUAUUUCUGCUGGGUUAUGACCUUAGUGCUAAUUACCUGCUUUCUGUUAAAUGUCUAAAUAAAAUGUAACUUCCAGCCUGUUGGAAGUCAAUGGUACCCAGCUGUCGGGGUGUCUUUGCUUCUGCUUUAUCACUAGUGUUCCCUAAGACCUGCAUUUCUCCUUCUCCAUGAUGCUUCCUCCAGACCUGGGGAGACACCAGCCACCCUUCCAGCAGAGAUGGAGCACAGCUGAUCCUGACAGAGGGUCAGUCAAAAACCAGAGGAGCCUCACACUGAAGGGAUAUCACAGGCUGGCUCUGUGAGUCCUCAUGGGAAGCCACUCAGCCCAAACAUGCGUGCAACAUAAACAUCUGUUUUUCUCAAGCCCUUCCAAUGAUCUUGUCUCAGGCAGAGCUGAGCCUGCAACCUGUCCUUGCCAUUCCAGCUUGGGGUGUGCUCUGCCUGGCACCCAUCAUUUACCCCCAAACAGGAGCAGUUUGGACUGAACAAUGUGAGAUUCUGUGGCUGAGGAAGUGUUUUAUGCACAUUCAGAAUUUCUGUUGAUCUGAAUUGCUAAUGCUAGAAACAUCUUUUCUUAGACUCUGAGUUUAUAGGCAACAAACAUGGAAUGAGAUACAACAUCUGAAAAUCCCAGAAAGAAAAAGAUCUUCCCUUUAAAGAAUGAUUGGUAAAUACACUCCAGUAAAGCACUUAUCUGCUGGACAUCGGCAUCAUAAUGCAUUCACUGGAGUGGGAAAGGCAUGCUGGACACUGCUGCAGAAACAAGUUAAGACUUCAGCUAUGGCAUAUAACAGAAAUCAGAGCUAAAAAUGUAUCUAGUGUCUCGAAAGAAAUACAAGAUUAACAUAAUUGGGAAAAUCAGUAUUUAGAUUAAAAAAAUCCCAACUUUUAACUACACACCCACAGUACACUUUCAAAACAGGGCUGACACCAAGGUAUCAGGAAGACCCAAACCAAGUUAUAAAAGGUAGAGCAUAACCCUAUGGUCAUGCUUCUCCAGGAUGCUGGGAGAUAACUUUUAAUUAUCCAGUUAUUAUCUAAUAAUUACUGACUGGUUAUUUAAAGACAAUUAAUUGGACUCAGGUGCCAGAUGAAUAUGGCUGUCAGCAGAACCAAGUAAAGAACUCAGGAACAUCAAAAGAAAUUUUGAGAGGAUGAUGUUUGAAUUAAGAGGAGCAGCCCUUCAUGCAAUGAGUAGUCCACCUAUAGGGCCUUUGCCAUUGGCUGUUGAAAAUGCUAGAAUUCAUGCUCGAGGACAAACUACUGGGAAAAAAAUUCUUUAAGUCUUGCUAAACACUUACAAACUAUGCUAAAAAAUAUUACAGGCUGAGAGAGUACAGAAGGGAAGCAACUGUAUGUGUCUGUACUAUCCCUACAGUCUUGUUUGCCUAUUCUGUCACAGCCACAGCUGGAAAGAUUUUGGGUUGGAUGCACCAAAGAGCUGAUCCAGGUUGUCUCCAUACACACAUGAACUGUAAAGAGUUUCAGGCAGUUUUCUUAGGCCUAUGGAGCUUAGAACUAACCAUAAAAGUUUUUUAGUUCACUUUUCUAUGUGGCUCCUGCUGUUGGAAUUUUAAGAGAGAUAGGAUCAGUGGAAGACAUCUUACAACAGGAUUUAUUGCCUCAGCCUCAAGGAGUGAGAACGUCUUCACUGCAUAUGCCAGGAGUUUGUGGUCAGUGGUCAUCAGUGGUCACAAGACCACAGGAUAAAGGGGGUUUUAAAGGUUUAUUAGCUGCCCACACAUAUUGUUUUAACUUUCACACCAAUGGCUAAUUAAACUGUAUCACAUGUCCUGCUGCAAUGUAGACUAUUUCUAUCCAAUAAUCAUAUAGUGACACACAAACUACUUCCUACACCUUAAAACUUCUUAUUACCUUUAUAACUACUUCUACAUCUUAAACUUUAAACCUUUCCACUACUUAGCUUAAUGUGUCUCUGUUUAAACUACAAACUCACAUUCUUACUUAUGGUCUCUAAAUUCGGAAGCCUUUUCCAAGGUCUUGGGUCCAACCCUGUAUUCUCUGCUGCAUUUGGGCCUGCAUGCAUGAGGUCCCAAGAAUUUUCUGUGCCGUGAUUUCCCACAUCCUGGACUUGUUUUGAUGGUUAUUUGGAUUCUGCUACCCUGGCUUACAUGAAAGAUGUUUUGUUUCUAAAACAGGGUUAAUAAACACAGAUGGUGUGAGAAUGAGGAAUGGAGCUUCUGCUUUCUCAAAUAAUGGAAAGCUGUUCUCAAAAACGUUUCUCAUUUUCUCCCUUGAAGCAGUUGGUUAAAAAAAAAAUACACCAUUUCCUACCUUUUCAUGUCCAUAAUGCUAAUUCUAUCCCCUGGCAAAAAGAAAAAAAAAAUCUCUUUCAGAAAUUCAUUCAGAAAAAAAAAAUCCUUACAGAUUUAACUGUCUUCUAAUAAAAGAAGAAUAUUCUAAUAGUAAUAGAAAUGGGAAGAUUGGUAGGAAUGAGAGAGGAAUGGCAAUGGGUGGGUGUGAGGCAGCAGGAGGGGCCAAAGGCAGGAGACUGUGAGUGAAUGCUGCAGGAGUGACAGAUGCUGGUGAACUCGCUGAGGAGCUCACCAAGACUCCAGCUCACACAGUGUGCUGCUGUUUCGGAGACAGGAAACGAAGGGCAGGGAGUGAAUCCUGGUUACUCCCAGGGGUGGAGCAGGAUGGACAGUGUAGUUGCUACCAGAAAAAGUACAAAAGGCACAUCCAGAGCCAGCACAUGUCACCAACUCAAGAGCAACACAGGAAAUGUGAUGCAGACCUGAGGGCAUACCUCAUGCUCAGAGUAAUUGCAGAUUUGGACACACAUAUCCUGCAUGCUGGUCAGGCAGCUUGGAUACAGCCACCUCAUGAGGGUGCUGCUUUAAAAUACCUUCAUCUGCCAAUAAAGAGACAAAGUCACUCUCCUACAGGGAUUUGCGUUCAGUUUGCUACACUGUGGCUGCUCAUCAAUCAUUUGGGUACAUCCAGCCUAGGGGCAGAAAAACUAUCUCAUCUUCUGGGCACUGCUUCCAUUUCUGGGCCAUUAAACCUCCUCCUAAUCAGGUGUGAAGAGCAUUCUUUAUACAAAGUACAUCCGUAUUUGCCAAGACUCACAAAAAUGUCCAGCACAACUUUUCAAAUAAUCAGGAGAUGUUUCUGACCUAAUCUGCCCCAUGGAUCAACACACUCUGAUGAAUGCAAUGCCUGCCUCUGCAAAACUCCGUCUGCACAGGAGAGCUACGAGUGCAGCUGAUACGAGCGCCCCGUGUCCCUUGCACAAAGCUGUGUGAGGCACCAGUUCUAGCCAAGGGGGAAGCCUAGGACAGUAAGGGCUGCCUGAGAAUGCUGAGAGGAAAGUGGUUGCUUUGUUGGGAGGUGACCUUUUUGAGACGAACACGUAUCUCGCAGCUGAUUUCUCCUGUCAUCAAGGUAAUAAAAAGUCACAUCUGAGUAUUGACUUCAGAGAUGCAGGAUCCUCCCAUCUCUUCCACAAACACCCCACAGAUCAUCCACGUUUACUCACACUAAGUCCAGGCUGCUCCCAUACUGACUUGCACUCUGGCCCUGGGUCAGAGCCACACAGCUUUAAGUGGAAAACUCCACGGGUAGAGCAAAAGAAGAGAAUCGGGAUUCAUCGCCCAGGGCCUUUUGCAGCUUGUUUUGUAGUGAAAGGACCGAGACACCUCACGCUGCAGCUGAUCUUGGCUAACAAAAGCGGCUCAGUGGGGUCCGCCAGCAGUCACUGGGCACUUAGCAGGGGAGAGCCCGGGCUCUUUUUAGCCCGAUGAUUCAGCACAAAGAAGCCUUUGUAGCCCAGCAGCAGGCAUCCCGAGCCUCUUCGCAUCACGCCUCUUCUCAGGUUUUAAAUACGAGGGGACAAAAGUUCUUACAAACCCUUGAUUCUGUCAAUUCCCUCAACAGACGCCUGAAAAGCUCUUUCUGGCAUUUAAGUGUCUUUAAAUGGAAGAGAUAGAGCUCAGGGUUGCGGGCACCAUCUCCCUUCCAGAGCCAGCGUCCUCCCCAGCCUGGCUGAUGCAUCACCUCUUGUGAUACCUUAGGGCUGCAGGGCCGGACACUGAACACCCCUGAGGUCAGCAGAGAGCUCCGUGCCACGAGGGGUGAGCAGGAGGUGAGCCAUGCCAAAGGCAGGGUAUCGCAGCAACCAAACGCUCAGCCAUACCUUAAAGGGAUUAGAAGUGCAGAGAUGGCAAGAAGGAUUUUCAUAACAAAAGGCUAAGUAGAUGCAAGUUUGCAAGCAAAAGUAGCUUUCUGCUUUAUGGGAAAGUUACACUUGAUAGAAAGAAACUGCAGGAGGAAGUCUUAUCCCACCCUGCCUGCUGCUGUGGUGCUUGCAGCAUCCUCAGAACCAGCCCAUGCCUGCUGGUCCAGGAAAGGAGCCUUCCCUAGGUAAAGGUAGAACAGAGAGUCAUACUGUAGCUGCCCCAUUCAUGUGAAUGGUCAGUUCAGACUGUUCAGAAAAACAUACUCAAAUUUUAAAAAAUUUUCCUUUUUUUUUUGUUUUGUUUUGUUUCGGUUUUGGUUUUUCUGUUUCUUUGCUGUUGCUUUUGGGUUUGCUUGUUUGUUUUGUUUAUGAUUUACCAUUUCAGUAAAAUUAUUCAUGUUUUCUUCCUGCUGCUUUUCCCAACUGCUUCCCAACACAAUCUCUAGCCCUGCUAUGACUCCUAUUCCUAGCCUGGGACACGCCUUUCUACUCUACUGCCGAGGGCUGGGCAGCUAUUUGGAAAAAAGGAAUCAAGUAAAAUACGUGUAGGAAGAAGCAAGCAUUUGUGAAGCAAAGGAUAACAGAUCAGUACCCUAGAAACUGUUUCUUUAAUAUGAAUGAUCAGUAAAGAAGUUGUGUGACUUGGAGCAGAAAUCUAUUCCCCCGUGGAUGCCAUCUCUUCCAGGCUCCCCAUUAAGUGCACUUUUGCUUUCUAAUAGCUUUGGACAAGAGAUCAGUGAAGGACACAGCCAAGGGUGAGAACUCCUUGGAAAUUAGACACGGUAGUGCUGUUAUUUAAAUCUCUCAUAUAUCUCUUUACCACAGCUAAGUGCCUGCAAUGGA